GACAAUCUCCCGCUUCCCCACCCCUCAUCGCCCUCUUAGUUCAUCCUUCAAAGUUCCAAUCCAAUUCCCACACAUCAUCACGCAUUUCCCGCCAUCGACACAAAGGCGCCCUCAAUAGGUACCCACGCGUAGCUGCUUACAGACGCCGGUUCCGAAUUGAUGAAGCUACACCUUUGUCCAGCCCCUCGCUCUCCGCCCCUCGUGUUUCCCCCUCUCUCUUCACCCAAGGUCGUGUCGGCACCGCCUUGAGAGCUUGCUGCCUACGAGUCGUCCUCUGACCCAUCUUUCAGCGAGACAAGUCAAAAGUCUUGGCGGGGCGGCGCGUAGCCGAGUUCAGACAUAGCAAGCCAUCCACCACCGCGGGCCAUUGCGUCGAGUCACCCUGCACCGGGGGUCCAAACCACAGCGCGACCAGUCUGACGAUCCCAAUUCGAGCACAGCCGAGAUCCAUAUCCUCACACGCACCGAAGCAGAUACUGGACAGCCAACCGAGACAAUGUCAACCACCGACACAGAGGAAUCGCAACUACAGCCAGCACAGCUGCUGGUAGACGCCAUGUCCAACGACCGUCGUUUCGGCCUCAUCCAAGACCCGGCACUAAUAUCAGAGGACGACGACAUGCGCAAUCCGUCAUCACCGGAAACGAUACCCUCCACCCAGGUCGCUGACACGCCGGAUGAAGUCGAUAACGGUCCUUCGGGGUUCAGGUUGCGGGUCAACGAAGAGGGUCCUGUCGAUACUAUCAUUCCCUCGUCUGUGACCCCCCCGCCUUCUUCACAGAUGCCCAACGCCGCCGGGACGGGGGCGGCCACCUCGUUAGCUUUUGCAAGCUCACAGCGUUCUGGGUAUUUCUCCCCUCCCGCGACAACGGGUAUUUUUGGAAGCAAGAGGGAAGCCAAUACUGCUCUGGAGUUCAAUCCACCCGCGUCGCAAGAGAUUGCCGACGCGUCUAUUGACAAGCUUCGCAGCAUGCUGCAGACGUGCAUUGCGGAGAAUGCCAAGCUGAAGAUGGAGACCGCCCAUCACAAAUUGCAAUACAACUUGCUUAGCCUCCAGGCCGACGAAGAUAUGAAGCGCGCGGCUGUCGAACACGAGAUGACUCGCCGGGAGGUUGAAGCGCUCAGAGUGGCCGAACACACACGACAGGCACGACGCGACCUCGAUGCUGCUUCGGAAACCCAGCAGACAAAGUUCAUGCAACUGAAGGCCUUGUACGAUCAAAGGGUGGAAGAGGUGGAUUUCCUGAACCGAAAACUCAAGGCUGCCAGAAAAAUUAUACAGCAGAAGGAGGACGAAAACAUCAGUCUCUGCGAUGAACGGGAACUUCUUUUAAACCGAAUUCGUGAGAACCGCCAACACUUCCAGAUUCUAUGCAGUCCCGGAGGCAUGUUCCAUGGCGCGACAAUAGGGAGGCAGACAGUUGCGGUUACCGCGCCUUCUCAACCGCCACACCACACUCCACCUCGGCCGACACCUCGAACCGUCUAUCGGGAAGCUCAGGCUCGCGCCGACAAGGACCACAGCAAAGGCAACUUUACCAUGCUUCUUCAAGCUAUCGACCAGGAAAAUACCAGUACCCCGUCGACACCUCAGGGGUUGUCUCACAACGCUGCCAGGCAUACGCGAAAUGCUCAGUCCAUGUCGUCCCUUCCUACCACCCCAACACAGCGCCUGCGUGGUGAGACAGGCGGACUUCUGCCAUCUGUUGAUCUGGUGCCACAAACCGAGCCCCCGUACCGUCCCAACCGAUAUGUGCCUGAGACACCUGUUCGAUCUGCGACCCGAGACCGACGCAGGAGCCGGGAAAGCACAAUCUCGGCCGAAGAUAACGAGGAGCUCGCUCGCCAGGCUCUCCAGUCAGUAGCAGCCGCUUCCUUUGCCUCCCGUAGCUCGCAGCACCAGUUGGGUCCUAUGCAACGAAACCCGACCAAUGAGGAAGAAGAGGAAGCCUUUGAGAGCCAGGCCAGCCAAGCUGCGACGCAGAUGCUUCGUCGUGACCCCCGAGAGAGCUUUGAGGUAGCCAGCUCGGUUGAGCACUCGCGGAACGGCACGCCAGCGCCAGCGGAUAAGACCGCAAAGCUGCAGGCGAAGCUGUUCGGCGGGCUCAAUAAGAGUGGGGUGUCGAGCGGCGAGAAGCGCAAGUUUGCCGGACACGGUGACCCAAUAGAAGAGUUCUCACUGCGGGAUAGGUUGAGCCCGACGAAGAAGCUGAGGACCGUUGGGGGACUGCGCGAUCCGAGCAAGGUUGGACUUGGGAUCCAGUACAGCCAAGACGCAUAGUGUUGAGAUUGUUGGCUCGCUUGCAUUACGCCUCAACACCGACGUUUGAUAUCUUAGUUUUUGCUUUCUGUCGUCCCAAUUUUGGCUGAUGUUGGAUUAUCGCUUUGGAUUAUGAAGAAUGUUGGGCCGGUUUGAGAGCAUUGUCGGCUUGAAAUCGUUAUGUAUGGUGUAUUGCCUCACGGGAAUCUCUGCAGAGGAAUGAUGCAUUUGCCAGGUGGGAAGAAAAGGGACAUGAGGACAGUCAGCUUCGCCCUACAACAUGGUAUGAAGAACGGGCUGUUGAAUGCAGCAAACGAGAGCAUAUCCUUCUGUACAGUCAGUCAUUGUUGGACGAGGGUGUAUUGAGUUUCAAGUUCUCCUCCUCUGGGGUCAGAAAUCGUUGCUAUUUGUUUGCCCCAUGUUGUUCUACCCCUGGUUUUCUGUUGAUGUCACUGCGUCUUGGCUUUAGCCAACGCUUUGUUCACUCUUAUCAGGCCGAUACGCAAAUUCCUUUCUGUCCACUUCUUGAUCACUAUGCUUUUCGAUGUUGCUAUGCGGUAGAUUCGUAGUGCACGGGAAACUUCAACAGGAGGCUAAAAGUGGGACUAUAGAUCUUCCCCCCGGGCU
This is a messenger RNA of Neurospora crassa OR74A, 2887 nucleotides long. RefSeq lists its product as hypothetical. Bases 497 to 2281 code for a protein of 594 amino acids. NCBI's taxonomy places the organism in Eukaryota, Fungi, Ascomycota, Sordariomycetes, Sordariales, Sordariaceae. The record is from RefSeq and is a predicted model, not a curated record. The transcript has a single exon.